CUUUACUUGAGUAAGCAGCAAGCGGAGAUCGAAAAUUUCUUAACUCGUAUUGCGGAGCAAUUAACCCCUCGCUUACAACGGGUGGUCUGUCUCAUCAAUAACUAUGAUUUGAUCCUUAGUGUUCUUGAGGAGCGGGUGACAUUUGAUUCGAAAGAAAAAUCAUCAUUCUGGGAACUGAAACAGAAUCGUAUCAAUGAAUACGUUGAACUGGUGCUUCGACCCCACUUUGGUGAUCUGAUGUCAUUUGUUAAUGAAUGUGAACCAUUAAUUGAACAGGGGCACAAGCAGCUUUUAAUUCGUUAUUCUGAUAGUGUGACAAAAAUUGUGCGCAGUUUUUGCGCUAACUGGAAAAAGUCGAUAGAUGCUGUAAACAACGAAAUUGUUCGUUCAUUUGCAAAUUUCAAAAAUGGUACCAACAUUUUACAGAUGACAUUCACACAAAUUGUUCAAUAUUACCAUCGAUUUAGCAAGGUAUUAUCACAUGAAGUAUUUGCAGAAAAUGCUGUCCUAAAGGAGCUGGUUAAUAUUCAUCAUAUUAUGGUAGAAAUAAAGAAAUACAAACCAGUGUACUAA
This is a messenger RNA of Acanthocheilonema viteae, 573 nucleotides long. The record is from the annotation of a GenBank genome assembly. NCBI's taxonomy places the organism in Eukaryota, Metazoa, Nematoda, Chromadorea, Rhabditida, Onchocercidae.